GAACAAACCAUGGAGUUGUAACUCCAUGAACAAACUGUGUUAGCUGCUUUGCUCUCUAGCUCUGCACGUCUAUGAAGAGAGAGUUGACCAUUUUAAAUGUUGAGUUUUCUGUUCUGCUGCCACAAAUAGAUUGAUCCAACCUAUUCUCAAACGUCAGCUUAGCAUAUUAUGAGCUUAUUUAGGAAGGCCGAGGGGGCCGGGACGUUUAACUCGAAUCCAAAUACUUGUCUUGUCUAGAGACUAUUGCAUUCAUAAUUAGCAACACAUGCAGACAGUUUUAUGUUUCAUGUUGACAAGCGCUGUGCCGGUGCCUGAGGCUGAGGAACACUUCUUUGUAUGGUCUAUUGACUGUGCACCUAUUGGUUGAGCCUACCGUUCAGCACCGUCCAGAGAAAAUGGCGCCCACCUUAUCCAUGCGAGAGAAAUAUAAAUCUAAACAUACGAUGGUGUGUCUACUGCGUGCUGUAGUUGGCCGCAUCACAACUGUGGAACUCCGAAACGAAUGCUCAGCGACUGGCUAUGUGGUUGAUGUUGAUGGAUUCAUGAAUGUUACAAUGUCUAAAGUCCUGUUUGUCAAUAUGGAUGGGGAGAAGACGCACAUGGACUCCAUCUUCAUUCAGGCAAGCCUCGUCCGCUACGUGCAGAUUCCCGAUGACAUCAACAUGGUGAAAGCUAUGAAGAAAGAGCUUAUGAUGAUGAAUCCUCGAAGACCACUGCCGGGGAGCAUGGCUGGAGGUCGCAAGAAACCACCAUUAAAGCUCUGUGACUGAAUAAAAAACUUCUUUGGGACAAGCAAAAUCCUGAGUGACUUUGCGGAUCUACACUUAU
Molecule: messenger RNA, 828 nt
Organism: Strongylocentrotus purpuratus (purple sea urchin)
Lineage: Eukaryota; Metazoa; Echinodermata; Echinoidea; Camarodonta; Strongylocentrotidae
Gene: lsm10
Product: U7 snRNA-associated Sm-like protein LSm10
Exons: 1
Coding region: 396-770 (124 amino acids)
Biological process (GO): mRNA 3'-end processing by stem-loop binding and cleavage
Cellular component (GO): nuclear body; cytoplasmic U snRNP body
Molecular function (GO): U7 snRNA binding; histone pre-mRNA DCP binding
Source: RefSeq, a predicted model, not a curated record